AUGCUGAAGCCCGGAGACCCCGGCGGCUCGGCCUUCCUCAAAGUGGACCCAGCCUAUCUGCAGCACUGGCAGCAACUGUUCCCGCACGGCGGCGGCGGGGGCCCGCUCAAGGGCGGCGGGGCCGCGGGGCCCCUGGGCGCGCCGCAGCCUCUCCAGCCGCCGCCGCCGCCCCCUGAGCGCGCGGAGCCUCCGCCGGACAGCCUGCGCCCGCGGCCCGCCUCGCUCUCCUCCGCUGCCUCCACCCCGGCUUCCUCCUCCACCUCGGCCUCCUCCGCCUCCUCCUGCGCCGCCGCCGCCGCCGCCGCCGCCGCCGCGCUGGCGGGUCUCUCGGCCCUGCCCGUGGCGCAGCUGCCCGUGUUCGCCCCCCUGGCCGCCGCCGUCGCCGCGGAGCCGCUGCCCCCCAAGGACCUGUGCCUGGGCGCCGCCUCGGGCCCGGGGCCCUCCAAGUGCGGCGGCGGCGGGGACGGCCGGGGCGCCCCGCGCUUCCGCUGCAGCGCGGAGGAGCUGGACUAUUACCUGUACGGCCAGCAGCGCAUGGAGAUCAUCCCGCUCAACCAGCACACCAGCGACCCCAACAACCGUUGCGACAUGUGCGCGGACAACCGCCACGGAGAGUGCCCCAUGCACGGGCCGCUGCACUCGCUGCGCCGGCUGGUGAGCACGGGCAGCGCCGCGGCUGCCGCGCCCCCGCCGGAGAUGCCCGAGUGGCUGCGGGACCUGCCGCGCGAGGUGUGCCUGUGCACCAGCACCGUGCCCGGCCUGGCCUACGGCAUCUGCGCGGCGCAGAGGAUCCAGCAGGGCACCUGGAUCGGGCCCUUCCAGGGCGUACUCCUGCCCCCAGAGAAGGUGCAGGCCGGCGCCGUGAGAAACACGCAGCAUCUCUGGGAGUAUGGCAAUAACAGUCUUCGAGAAAAUCAAAAAUCAAAACACGGGCACACUUUGCGACAAUAA
Myotis myotis is the source of this 951-nucleotide messenger RNA. RefSeq names its product putative histone-lysine N-methyltransferase PRDM6. NCBI's taxonomy places the organism in Eukaryota, Metazoa, Chordata, Mammalia, Chiroptera, Vespertilionidae. The coding region runs from base 1 to 951 and encodes 316 amino acids. The record is from RefSeq and is a predicted model, not a curated record. The transcript has 3 exons.